AUGGGCGCCCAGUCGCCAAACACAAUACUCCCGGCCAGCUCAUCACUCGCUCUUCUCACAAUCGCUUUCGCUUCAAGCAUCAUCUAUGCUUUCGGCGUCGCCAUCUAUCGCCUGUAUUUCCAUCCCAUUGCACAUUUCCCAGGUCCAAAACUCGCGGGAUUGACAAGAUGGUACGAAUUCUACUACGAGCUGGUCCAGCAAGGACAGAUGACCUUCCAUAUUCGAGAGCUUCACAAGAAAUAUGGCCCCAUUGUUCGAGUCACUCCAAAUGAACUACAUAUUCUCGAUUCCGACUAUUUCGAAGAACUCUACGUCAAAUCUGGCAAGUUAGAUAAAUAUGCUCCGUUUUCCGCUCGAUUUGGAACCGACGACACAUUCUUCACCGCGCCUUCGCAUGAGUAUCACCGCCGUCUGCGCAACUCGGUUGUCUCGUUCUUCUCCGCGCGCAAGAUCAUGGAAUUCCAACCAGUCAUUCGGGACAAGUUAGACAAAAUGUGCUCCAGGAUUGCUGAAUAUGUAGGGACAGACCGAAUACUACCUCUUCAUCGUGCUUGGACGGCACUGACCGGUGACGUGGUGACUGAAUUCUGCUUUGCGAAAGCAUAUAACCACCUUGACUCACCGGAUUUCGAAGAGACAUUUCACGAGGCGAUGCAUGCGGCAUGCGAAUCGUCCAGUAUCCUUAUGCAGUUUCCCUGGCUGUGGCCUAUAAUGAACAGCUUGCCGGACUGGCUAGUAGUUAAACUCGAACCGAAAAUGCAUAUGCAUAUUCAGGUGCAGCGUGACUUCGAGCGGACCAUUUCGGCAUUGAAGGAAAAUCACGAUGAGACGCACAAGUUAGUCGACCAUGCGACACUCUUCCACGAGAUGCUCAACAGCGAUCUCUCACCGAAAGAGAAAUCCGUCAACCGCAUGGUACAAGAAGCGCAAGUCAUCAUUGGUGCGGCGAUCUUGACCACGUCCUGGGCGGCUGCAGUGGCUAGCUUUCACAUCAUCAACAAUCCGGAGAUUUUUGGGAAAUUGAGGAUUGAGCUGGAAGAAGCCAUACCCGAUUUGAACACGAAGCUGGAUUGGCAGAAUCUCCAACAGUUGCCAUAUCUGAAUGGGUGUGUCAAAGAAGGAAUCCGCCUGGCUUACGGGAUUGCCUCUCGUCUGCCACGUGUCGCACGGACCGACCUGAAGUACAAAGGCUGGACGAUUCCGGCUGGAACACCUGUUUCGAUGACAAUUGUGGACAUGAACCAUGACGAGGAAGUUUUCCCGCAAUCACAUUCGUUCGUCCCUGAGCGGUGGCUUGGUAACCCGACCUCCAAGAACGGUCACAGUCUGGAAAGAUAUUUUGUCGGCUUUGGUAAAGGCGCUAGGUCGUGUAUCGGGUUGCAUCUUGCGCAAGCAGAAUUGUACAUGGGUCUCGCCGCCAUCUUCAGACAAUUCUCUUUUGAAUUGUACGAAACCGAUGUUUCAGAUACAGUCCUUGCUCACGAUUACUUUGUGCCCACGGUCAAGCUGGACUCGAAAGGUAUCAGGGUAAGGGUGAAGUCAACCGAGAAGUAA
This is a messenger RNA of Rhinocladiella mackenziei CBS 650.93, 1554 nucleotides long. RefSeq lists its product as uncharacterized. NCBI's taxonomy places the organism in Eukaryota, Fungi, Ascomycota, Eurotiomycetes, Chaetothyriales, Herpotrichiellaceae. Bases 1 to 1554 code for a protein of 517 amino acids. Gene Ontology annotation, molecular function: monooxygenase activity; iron ion binding; heme binding. The record is from RefSeq and is a predicted model, not a curated record. The transcript has 4 exons.